Micromonas pusilla CCMP1545 is the source of this 540-nucleotide messenger RNA. RefSeq lists its product as uncharacterized. The record is from RefSeq and is a predicted model, not a curated record. NCBI's taxonomy places the organism in Eukaryota, Viridiplantae, Chlorophyta, Mamiellophyceae, Mamiellales, Mamiellaceae. Bases 1 to 540 code for a protein of 179 amino acids. The transcript has a single exon.
AUGGGCGCGGAGGAGGAGGCCGCGUCCGCGCCGGCGUCGGAGAGCGGCGACCGCGCGUCCGCGGACGGCGACCGCCCGGGGACGUCCACCGGCGAAGAAGUCGGGACGACGGACGGCGAGGCGUCCGCGCGGUCGCCGCGCGGGGGCAUGUUCCGCGGGCUCCUCGAGGACUCGUUCCCGGAGCUGUACGUGCCGCCGAGAGAGCCGACGCCGGUCCCGGGCGAGGGCGAGGACGGGGAAGAGGGCGAGCCGGGGGACGACGGCGACGCCGCUCCGCGCGAGGAGGCGGAGGCGGACGCCCCCGCGGAAGACGCCGAGGGCGAGGGCGAGGGCGAGGACGCGGAGCCCGAGCCCGAGCCCGAGCCGGACGAGUACCAGCUGCGGAUAGCGGAGAUCGAGAACCAGGCGCGUCCCCGCGCCGACGUCGACCUCGCUUCCGCCCGGGCCCGUCGUCGCGUCGUCUCGUCUCGUCCUCGGAAAAGUCAAACGAUCGAACGAUCGCCCGCCCGCCUUCCUCUCGACAUCCAUCGUCGUCUCUGA